AUGAGCUCCAGCUUUGAGAUCAAUAGUGGAUUGCCCACUACAGCUCAACCCGUAUCGACCUCGUAUUCGUACAAGGUUGAUAUGUGGGACCGAUUUGCAGAGCUAAUUGAUAAAUUAAUGAUCAGUAAAGCAGAUAUAAAACAAUUUCAGAGCUUUAUAAAGGAAACCGCCAGUUUGUACGAGUCGAUCGGGAAGAAAUUAUGUAAAACUAAACUCACGACCGAAAAGAAUUCAUUCGAGACAAUCGAGCCUUUUGAUAGACUUGCAACAGGAUUUCAAACUGUUGGAAAUCAAUAUCUUGAUGCUGCAAAAGAGCUUCAAGAAAACCUUCUCAAAGAGAUUACUCUUCUUAGAAAGGACUUAAGUAAGGCUAUCAAGAUGGCAACCAAGGAUGAAAAAAAGCUCCGAAGUGACUUUAAUUCAGCCAAACAUGACGCUCAACAAGCAAAACAAAAAGAUUUGGAAGAAAAGAAGCAUUUAGAGGAUUUACAAAUUGCGUUGUACACCAAAAAGGCUGAAGAAGACUAUGAGCUAGCAAUUAAGAAACUUCACGAAAUGGAUCAAAAAUAUUAUGUUCAAUUGGGACAGAUCAUGCAAAAUUUAGAAGUACUCGACAGAAAGAGAGGAAAGGAAUUGAAAGAUUUGUUGCGAAGAUUUGCUAAACUGAACUUUAACAUUGGAAAGAGCACUUCAGCUCAAUCUGACUACAUGGAACAAAGCUUUGAAGCAAUGAACGAAGAACGUGAAAUUCAAACAUUUAUUUCAUCCACAAGAUCCGGUUUUCAACCACCCGCUCCAGACAACUUUGAACCAUAUAUUAUCAAAAUUCCAGACGAGCUCAAUAAGAAGAGAUUUUCAACAAUACCAUCUGGUGGUGGCACAACUGUAAGUUCACCAUCUGGUACAGGAAGUGCCGUCAAGAUUUCAUCUCCAGUUCCAGAGUCCUCAAAGACUACCACCAUCACUUCCACUACAACCAACAACAAUAGUAAUGGAACUAGUACUACUACACAACCUCCUCCAUUUGAUUCUACAUCAACCGGUGAAAAAUCAAUAGUGAAAGAAAUUAUCAAGCAAGAGACAGAAAUUCCAACUAAAGUCAUCAAAACCGUUACAUGCGUGUAUGGUUAUGAUGCUGCUGAGGAAGGUGAACUUACUAUUAAGGAAGGAGAUUAUAUUAAUGUGCUCGCAAUGAAUGAUGAUGGUUGGUGGUUAGGUAUUAACAAUAGAGGUGAAACUGGUCUUUUCCCUUCAAACUUUGUUGAAUCUACCCAAGGCUCAGUAGUUCCUGAAGAUUUAUUGAAUAUUACCGCAGGUUCAAAGGUUGUUGCUCAAUAUGAUUACGAUGCCCAGGAUGAGCAGGAGAUUAGCUUCAAGGCAGGUGAAAUAAUCACUGUCGUUGAAGUCAACUCAGAUGGGUGGUUCGUUGGAAGAAACACUGACGAUAAGGAAGGAUUGAUUCCCUCCAACUUCUUCAAAUUGGCAUAA
Messenger RNA from Naegleria fowleri, 1488 nucleotides. RefSeq lists its product as uncharacterized. NCBI's taxonomy places the organism in Eukaryota, Heterolobosea, Eutetramitea, Acrasida, Naegleriidae. Gene Ontology annotation, molecular function: protein binding. The transcript has 3 exons. The coding region runs from base 1 to 1488 and encodes 495 amino acids. The record is from RefSeq and is a predicted model, not a curated record. Gene Ontology annotation, cellular component: ESCRT-0 complex. Gene Ontology annotation, biological process: protein transport to vacuole involved in ubiquitin-dependent protein catabolic process via the multivesicular body sorting pathway.